Soboliphyme baturini is the source of this 429-nucleotide messenger RNA. The record is from the annotation of a GenBank genome assembly. NCBI's taxonomy places the organism in Eukaryota, Metazoa, Nematoda, Enoplea, Dioctophymatida, Soboliphymatidae.
AUGUUCACCCUGCAUUCCCUGACAAGCGCCCCUCUUCAGAGGGAAACGUGCCGUCGAGCAUUCGGGCAAACUUUCGACGACGACGACGACGACGACGAGUGCGGCGCUCGAUCCGAUCGGCAUCGACAAUCGAUGGUCGUGGUGAUCGCCGAUGCGGUCGUCCGUGAGGCGAGCGAGAGAGCAAGAUUCGCGUCGUUGUCGAACGAGGUCUCCAUGCUCAACGAUCGACGGUACACCGACGGACAGCUGCCUACAGAUGUAAUCGCGAAAACUGCUGUUGCGUUCGGCAAAAAAUGCAACUCGCUGGCCAACUCGAAAGCAGGGUACUUCUCGAGAGGAGAGCAGAGUAGAGCAGAGCAGAGGAGAGAAGCUGAGGCGCUGGCGAGGAGGACGAGGCGAUGGCCGCCCUCUCGUUUACCAAACGGCUAG